This is a messenger RNA of Triticum turgidum subsp. durum (durum wheat), 564 nucleotides long. NCBI's taxonomy places the organism in Eukaryota, Viridiplantae, Streptophyta, Magnoliopsida, Poales, Poaceae. The record is from the annotation of a GenBank genome assembly.
AUGGGUUCCUUAUUCUCUUCCACUGCCGGCGGCGACGGCGGCGCCGCUGCCUUUGAUUACGCCAACCCUCCCCCAGGCAGCCGUAUGUCAAAAGAAGAUAUCGUCGCCUUCCGAAUUUCUCAGCUUGUUGACGUCGCCCUUGAACAUUACAACUCCAACAACCCGGGUGCCGAGUUCGAGUAUCCUGAGUAUCCUCCCACCACAGAGAUGAACGCCGUCUGCAUCGGUUUUAGGGAAACUUUCUGGUACCACCUCGGCUUUUCGGCUCGCCCAGUGGAUGCCACCGCCGAGACGCAACACUUCUUUGCCGAGCUAUAUUUUGAUAGACGCUGGUGCCAAAUAGUCGUUGAAACAUGCACUAUCUUAGAAAAGCCGUUGUGCCGCUUUAGAGCCUCGUGUGCAUUUUGUCCAGAUGAAUCCAAUGUCUUGCACCCAAGCAGUGCAGAUUUUUUCUGUGGAAAACAAGAUCACGAAAAAGAAUUCUUUCGCAAGAGAGAUAUGCUAGUGCGGCCAUUCAAUUCUUUUAUGACACCUCCUGAUAUAGAUAGCACCGACGAUCCAUGA